GCCAACCUACCGCUUCACCGCCGUGAAGGGCAUUCCUCAAAUAACAUGCUGUCCACACUCGGCCGACAGUGCAUGCGCUCGGCGUCUUCUCGCCUGUCGGUGUCGCCUUCACCAACCGUUUCGCGCCUGAUUUCCCGGAAGGAAAGACCACGGUGGUCCGGCCGCGUUGUACUUGUAAACUCCCGGAAUUUGACAACGCAAGCAACACCGACCCAACCCACAGCAAGAAAACUCUCUGCUGAAGCAAGUUCCGAAAUUCAGACCUUGCUCAACCAUAUAAAGGAACUUCAGGUGUCAAUUGGAGAACGGGAUGCUGCUUGGCUUGGAAGAAUUGGAGUCGAUUUCGACAGCUGUUUUAGAAUAACUGUUGUCGGCGAGCGACAUGUUGGUACAUCGGCGCUGGUGAAUGCACUGGUUGAGAACCCACUCAAAGAAUCGAUAGAAUCCUCGAAUGCCGGUAUUAGAAGGAUCAGCUAUGGUUCAAAGGUGGAACAAGUGGCCGGUGCAACGGGCGGAUAUGUGGAUGUCAAAUGUCCGGCUGAUUGGCUAUUGAGGAACAAUGUGGAAGUUUUUGAGCUGCCUGGCCUCGACUGCAUCGAUAAGCAUCGCAUAGAGGAUGUCAUAUACCGCACCGAUCUCAUCAUUCUGGCCACGGACGUAAAUAGGCGGUUGACGAGUCCUUCCGAGGUUCAGUUUCUGGAAAACUUUUAUGCGAAUGGCAAAGGAGGGUUGGUUGUGGCCGUGGAUGGGCUAGAUCAAGAAAGCAAGGAUAAAUUGGAGGUUCUUGAAGAAGUGAGAUCACGGCUGAGAACUUUGGCAGGCUCCAAUGAGGGACCCCGAGUAUCAUCCGUGGUGCCCGUCUCGACUCGGAAAGCGCGAGCCGCACAGCAACUAUUGAAAGACAAAAAGCCACCAGCAACGUUUGCGGAACAGUGGAGCGCAUCUGGCCUGCAAGACUUGAAGUCUACUGUGAUUUCACGACUAGAUACCCCAGCGGAUCGGGGCGCGCAUAAAAUGCGGGCAGCAGCUUUCACUGCGCGAAGGGCAUUGAAUAGACUGGCGGACAGCCAGAAUGCAACCGAACGGGCGCUCAAUCAAGCGCGGGAGGAACUGAAGCAUUUAGCGACGCGCAUUGUCGAGACAGAAAAGCGUUUGGUACGGGAUUUUGAGACUCGUGAUCUUGCCGCGGUUCAGUACAGUGUCUCGUCGCUCUCGGACGCUAUUCACGAGUAUUUCGACAAAGUCAAGUUUUGGAAGCUUUUCUGGAGAAGCGACUUCGUGUCCGAUGACCUCAAAUCCAAGAUGCGAGAAAAUUCGUUGCUGCAGGCCGAGUAUCAAAUGGUAUAUGCCAUUGGAAAGUUGAACGAAGGGUUGUACGGUCUUUACCAGAGGGUUGGAGAGUCGCUCGAGCGUUUGCUCGACCUAGCCUCUAUAGAUGUAUCCGCUGGUGUUGCGCGAUCCCUUCAGCAAGACAUUUCACGCAUUGGUCAAGUCCUUGCACAACAAACCCCUCCCGCACCCGGAAGCGAAGUGGAUCCAUUCUUCCUUCGCAAUGAGAUUGCCAAGUUUGAUGAAACGCGACAUUGCGAUGAUCUGCAAUCAAGUGCGGAAAAGCUAGUGCGACGACAAAUUGGAUAUCAAUUGGUGGUGUAUGUCUCUGGACUUUUGGGUGUGCAUUUGGGUGUCCCUAUAGCGGUCAUGGUUCCUUCUGCCCUUGGGGCUAGUGCGGGUGGGUUUGGGUGGAUGAAGGUACGGUGGGGCAUGCUCGAAGGACGGUUUUGGGGGAAAGUCAGUCAAGGGCACAAGACGCUGAAGGAUAAUCUCAUGACGGCUUAUGACAAAGAAUUCAAGCGCGUUGUCGCUGAGCCUUUGGUGUCCGUCAUCAAGUUGCUAGAAGACGCGAUUGAAGCGCGACGGAAGGAGGUCCACGAUAACAAGAAGCAGCUGGAAGAUGUCUUGACAAAAGUGCGAGAAGUGGAGAGGAAGGUCUGACUUGAACAGUUUCUGUGAUUUGGAUACUUUUUUUUGCUAUAUUAUCAAAUUAGACUUCUUCCUCAAACUCUAUGAUAUACACUGUCCCCUUUUCUUGGUUUUCAAGCAGGGACCAAGAACAGCGCUUGUCUCCACCAAAAUAGACAAUCGCAUACGUCGCUCCAUCGCUCGCCUCUUUAGAGCUUGGACGAGGGAGAGACCUCACCAAUCAACAACUUUGGUC
Molecule: messenger RNA, 2215 nt
Organism: Spizellomyces punctatus DAOM BR117
Lineage: Eukaryota; Fungi; Chytridiomycota; Chytridiomycetes; Spizellomycetales; Spizellomycetaceae
Exons: 5
Coding region: 46-1992 (648 amino acids)
Source: RefSeq, a predicted model, not a curated record